Messenger RNA from Erigeron canadensis, 1233 nucleotides. Its product is annotated as peroxidase 17. The coding region runs from base 69 to 1130 and encodes 353 amino acids. NCBI's taxonomy places the organism in Eukaryota, Viridiplantae, Streptophyta, Magnoliopsida, Asterales, Asteraceae. The transcript has 3 exons. Gene Ontology annotation, biological process: response to oxidative stress; hydrogen peroxide catabolic process. The record is from RefSeq and is a predicted model, not a curated record. Gene Ontology annotation, molecular function: heme binding; peroxidase activity.
UAUAAAGGUAUAACCACACUUAUAUAAAACCACACCCCCAUAAACCUCUUUAUUUUUCUUUCUAAACAAUGUAUCUCCCUUCUUUUUGUCUGCCUAUAAUCUUCUUCUAUCAACUUACCGCAAUCAUGGCCGCAUCGUCACCACUCCGGCCCGGAUAUUAUGCCGAAACUUGCCCGAACGCAGAGUAUAUUGUUAGAGAUGUUAUGAGAAAAGCCAUGAUCAGAGAACCAAGAAGUGGUGCUUCUGUCAUGAGGUUUCAGUUUCAUGAUUGUUUUGUUAACGGAUGUGAUGGAUCAAUGUUGUUGGAUGAUACUCCAACCAUGCUGGGAGAGAAGCUAUCUUUGUCCAACAUAGAUUCGUUGCGAUCGUACGAGGUUGUCGAUGAAAUCAAAGAAGCACUCGAGACGGCCUGCCCUAUGACUGUUUCUUGCGCGGAUAUCAUUAUCAUGGCAUCUAGAGACGCUGUCGCACUGAGUGGAGGUCCGGACUGGGAAGUAAAAUUAGGAAGAAAAGACAGCCUUUUCGCAAGCCAAAAGGAUGCAGAUGACAUAAUGCCGAGUCCAAGAGCUAAUGCAAGUAUGCUCAUCGAUCUUUUUGCUAAAUACGACCUCACGGUCAAAGAUUUAGUAGCUCUUUCGGGUUCUCAUUCAAUUGGCAAGGGACGUUGUUUCUCCAUUGUGUUUAGGCUAUACAACCAAUCAGGAACCGGGCGCCCUGACCCCGCCAUCGAGCCUAACUAUAAGAAAAUGCUAAACAAACUUUGCCCUCUUGGUGGUGAUGGUAAUGUGACCGGGGAUUUGGACUUCACGCCUCGUGUCUUUGACAACCAAUAUUUUAAAAAUUUGGUGGAUGGAAGAGGCUUUUUGAAUUCUGAUGAGACUUUGUUUACUUAUCCGAAAACUAGAAAAUAUGUCCAAAGGUAUAGUGAAGAUGAAGCCGAAUUUUUUAGGGAUUUUGUGGAUGGGAUGAUAAAAAUGGGGGAUUUGCAAUCAGGUCGACCCGGGGAGAUUAGGAAGAAUUGUAGGGUGGUUAACGGCCAGCCACCAGCUGUUAGCGUGGUGGUCGGCGAGGGAUGGGAAGAUAGAAAAAGAUCGAGUGAGUCUCUAAGCGUAAACUUUACCAUAGAAUGAUUAUUACCAUGAGAAUGGAUAAUUUGUAGCAUCUGUUUUCAUCUUAUAAAAUUAAUGAUUUUCUAAAGUUCUUAAUAUGAAGAUUAAUUAUCAUUCAUUAAAA